Messenger RNA from Entamoeba invadens IP1, 5094 nucleotides. Its product is annotated as protein serine/threonine kinase, putative. Gene Ontology annotation, molecular function: ATP binding; protein kinase activity. Lineage: Eukaryota; Evosea; Mastigamoebida; Endamoebidae. The record is from RefSeq and is a predicted model, not a curated record. Bases 1 to 5094 code for a protein of 1697 amino acids. Gene Ontology annotation, biological process: protein phosphorylation. The transcript has a single exon.
AUGAUGGUGUUACUUUUGUUGUUUAACAUAAUUAGUUUGGUCAAUUCAUCGAUAUUGAAAUGGUGUAAAGUUAAAGCCAUUAUAACUUGUGUCAAUCAGAACAAUAAAUGCCCUUUUAAUUAUGAGUGGAGUGUCACUGAUAACAUAGUGAGUUUUCAACAAAACUUAAAAACAGAAACAAUAACAUUUGAGUGCAAAAUACCGUCACAACUGUUGGUAAUCGAUUUUGCUGGUCAAACUCAUAAUUUGCUUUUUACAAAUUUUAACAACAAAUAUGUUUUUCACCAACAAAAAACGAUUCAAAAUACAACACUCAAAAACGUUCUUGAUGGAAAUAUAUGUGGAAAUUACCCAAAUUGUGCUUCUUGUUCAACCACAGGUGAUAUCAUUCAUUGUGAUACAUGUCUUCCUGGAUAUUUUAAAUUCGAUUCAUAUUCAUGUUCCGCUUGUUUUGUAGGUUGUUCAAAAUGUAAUGGGUUUGGUUAUAUCAAUUGUCAGUCUUGUAUAUCACCAGGAUAUAUCAAGAUUAAUUCAUUCUGCACCAAAUGCUUUUGGGGGUGUGCAACAUGUUAUUCACAACAACCUUAUUAUUGUUUAAGUUGUUUUACUGGUUAUGUUCUAAUGUCGAAUUUUUGUCGUAAAUGUCCAAAGGGUUGUACUACUUGCAAUGACACGUUAACUUGCAAUUCUUGUGACACCAAUUAUUAUUAUUAUGAUAAUUUGUGUUAUAGAUGUCCUGAUAGAUGUAAAACAUGUAUUGGCGAUAAAAACGGAAAUGGAAAUUGUUUAUCUUGUUUAGAUGGUUACUUUCAAAGUGGAAAUUUUUGUUAUCCGUGUUACGACAAUUGUGUGUCGUGUACAAGUAUAUUAGUUGCAAGUUGCACUUCAUGUAAAAGUGGUUAUUAUUUACAAAACGGAACCUGUCAUAUAUGUGCAGAAAAUUGUUUAAAAUGUACAAAUUUUGAAAAUGGAAGUUGUUUAUUAUGUAAAGAAGGUUAUUUCAAAGAGAAUGGUAAUUGUGUCUCAUGUUAUUCUGGAUGUGCAACUUGCAAUGGAACUUUGAACGGAAAUUGUUUUUCGUGUUUAACCGGGUUUCGACAGAACGGUUAUUAUUGUGAAGAUUGUGCGAAUGGUUGUCAAUCAUGCUAUGAUUCAAAUGUAGGACAGUGUUAUUCUUGUUUAUCGGGUUAUACUUUUAAUGACUAUUAUUGUUAUAAAUGCUCAAAUAAUUGUGAAUCUUGUCUGAAAGAUUUGACAACAUGUAUAACUUGUUUUGAUGGAUAUUACCUUUACAAAAAUUAUUGUCGUGCAUGUCCUUCAACUUGUCUUACAUGCAGUGGAACACCACAAGAUUUAAACUGCUCCUCGUGUAUUGAGGGGUAUCAUUUUUCAAAUGGAAAAUGUGUUCAAUGUAAUGAAGGUUGUACUUCUUGUAUAUCAGAUAAUAUAACAAUAUGUUUUUCUUGUGAACCAUUUGGAUAUUAUUUCGAUAAUAAUAAUUGUAGAAAGUGUUCUACAAAUUGCCGUUCUUGUGAGUAUUUAUCAACAACUUGUACAUCUUGUGAAGAUGGUAAUUUUUAUUUUUUUAACAAUAAAUGCCUUCAAUGUAUAAAUUGUGCAAAAGGAUUUUGUCAUCAAGAUGGGUGUACUCAAUGUAGUAAUUCUAAUUAUUACAUAUCUGGAUAUAAUUGUUUCCCAUGUGAUGAUAACUGUAAAACAUGUGGUACAAACAAAACAAAUUGUUUGAGUUGUGAAAAUGGCAAAUAUUUGGACAAAGGAACAUGUAAAAUUUGCGACAUAAACUGUCUUGAUAACACGUGUGAUGUUGUUAUGGGAUGCACUGCUUGUGCUGAAAAUUUUGAAGUAAAAAAUAAAGUGUGUGUAUGUAAAAGUGGGUUUUAUUUGAGUGGAAAUGACACGUGUUCAAGAUGCUUUACAAGUCAACUUAAUGGUAAUUGCAAAAUAUGCAAAAAUUCAGACGAAAUACUUUUUAAUCCAAAAUGUGAAACAUGCUAUGAACCAUAUGUUCUAUCAGAAAAUAAAACGUGUACUUUAUGUCAAGAUGGAUAUUAUUAUAAUAAAGGAGUUUGUAUUUUUAAUGACGGGAAAUGUAAUAAAAGAAUAAACAAAUUAAAGUGUAUACAAUGUAAAAAAGAUUUCUAUUUAAAAAAUUUGGAAUGUAUUUCAAAUAGUGACGAUGUUCACUGUUUAAAUAAAGGCAAAUUAGGAUGUGAAGAUUGUUCAAAUGGUAUUUCAAUUAAGCAAAAUUGUGGAAAUCGACAAGAAAAAUGUAAAUAUUAUAUUCAAAAUGGGAUUUAUAACAUUUCCAAUUGUUUAAGUUGUGAAGAUAAUUAUACGCUUACAACUGAAAACAACUGUUUGUCUUUAAUAAUUGACAAUUCAAAUAUAUAUUUACGAAAUAACAUAAUUUAUAUUUGCGAUGUAUAUGAUUAUCUUAGCAAUGAAAACAUAUGUAAGCAAUGUUUAGAAAACUCUGAAUAUAUGAUAAAUAAAUGUUGUUUGGUAAAUGAAAAAGGGGUAUCAGUUCUAAAAGCAAUUCAGUGCGAAAAAAGCAGACUUUAUGAUCAAAAAGAAACGACUUGUUUUGUUGAUGAAAAGUGUGUAACUACAAUGACUAAUGAUUGUGUCAAAUGUGAUAAAACAUCACAUUAUUACAUUCAAGAAAACCGUUGCGUUUUAAAAGAAAUUGAUAAUUGCGUAAAAUAUUUACAAAAUGUUUGUUUGCAGUGCAAAGAGAAUUAUUUAGUUACAGAUGGAAUUUGCAAAGAAAUUGAAUAUUUUUAUUGCGAAAAAUCAAAUGGGAUUUUAUGUACAAUUUGCUAUCCAAAUUUUUAUCGAGAUUUGACAACACAAGGAAACAUGUUCACUUACUGUACUUCAGAAAAAAACGAACAAAUAAAAUACGUAGCUUCUAUUCAAAAUGGCCCGGAAAUCGUUUUAGAAUGCAAAGAAAUAUGCACACUGUUUAACAACACUUGUUCUUUUUUUCAAAACAAAAUGACAAAUUUAAAAUUAUCAAAUGAAGACAACACGUGUGAAGUGUCAUCAUCAAAGGGGUGUCUGAAGUGUUUUGAUGGGUAUUAUUUGACUAUUAAAAACGAGUGUGUUUCUUGUGAAACUACCCAAUUCAACUGUUUGACCUGUAAAAAUGAAACUUACUGUCUUUCUUGCAACAAAGAUACCACUUUUUUGAACUCAAACAACAAGUGUGAAUUAUCAAGCGAGCUUUCUAAAAGAUGUCAAGUAAUGAUGCCAUCAAACACUGGCUGUGUCAGUUGUAAAGAUAAAUAUUUCAAAGAAGGACAGGAUUGUGUUGCAUGUGAUAUUUCUUGUGAGACUUGCCAAGAAGUAACAAAAUGUUUGUCCUGUGCAGACAAUUACUUUCAAAUACCAGGAGAGUCACCUUUGUGUUUAAGUUAUGAUGAUUUGACAAAUUGUGUGAAGAAAAGUAAAAGUGGAUGUUUGUUAUGUGCUGGUGGGUAUUAUUUGGGUACAACAGUUCCUCGUUGUAUAAAAUGUUCUUCAAAUUGUGCACUGUGUAUAUCCGAAGAAUAUUGUUCACUUUGUGAGUCAAAUUUCAUAUUAAUCAAUGAAGUCUGCAACCCACUCUCUGUCGUACAAUAUUGUGUUUCUGAGAAAAACAGUUUGUGUGAUAAAUGUGAAGGUAAUAGAAAACCAUCAGAUGAUGGUCUUACUUGUGUUGAUCAACCAAAUUACAUAUUGAUUAUCUCCGUCACAGUUGUAUCAAUUUUUAUUGUAAUUGUUAUACCACUUACAAGCACAUUAAUUGUAUAUUUAAUCAAAUUAAAUCACAAGAAAAACAAAGAAAAGAAAAAAGUGUGUGUAUUUAAUAUGAAAAAAUCAAACAUUAAAUUUACCAAAAUAUCGAAAAAAUUGGUUGUCAAUUUACCAGAACUGAUAUUUGAAAAUGAUUUAAAUGACUGUGGAGAAAUGACUGAUAUACUGGUGUCGGAGGAGACGCGUGCACUUUUGUGUAUUGGCAAUACUUCAAAAAAUAAUUUAAAGAUUCAAUUAAGUGUGAUUGCAAAUUGUGAAUUGUAUAAUAUCAGAACAGUUCCUCCACUCGUCACAUUAAAGAAAAAUGAAGCGUGUGAAUUUGAAAUAUUCUUGAACCCCACGUGUACUUGUGAAAUUCACGAUGAAAUAUUGUGCAUUUCGCUUGAUAUAAAAAAAGGGGAGCAAACAACUAACAAAAUAAAAAUCAAAGCAAAAACAAUUUUGACAACAAAAUUGAAUAACUCGGAUUUAUUAGAAAGCGACAAACUUGGGGAGGGAAGUUUUGGAAUUGUUUAUAAAGGCACUUUUAGAGGGAGUGUCGUUGCAAUCAAACGACUCAAAAAUGGGUGUACUGAUGAAAGUUCAACAAAAGAAUUUGCCAAUGAGGUGGCAAUGCUUGACAAAUUUAGAAGUGAGUAUAUUGUCUAUUUUUAUGGCGCCGUUUUCACUCCAAAAAAAAUCUGUUUGGUCACAGAAUUUGCGAAAUUUGGGAGUUUAAAUGACUUAAUCAAAAAGACCAAAAAUGACCCAAACUUAAAACCAAAUAAAAAGGUUCUGCAUAAAUUUAUAUUAGAUAUGGCAAAUGGCAUUUUUUAUUUGCACAACAACGGCAUUUUACACAGAGAUAUUAAGCCGGCAAAUUUACUGAUUUUUAGUUACGAUACAGAUGAACCAAUUCUGGCGAAAUUGACUGAUUUUGGAUCAUCUAGAAAUUUGAAUCAAUUAAUGACAAAUAUGACAUUUACUAAAGGUGUUGGAACACCAACUUACAUGGCGCCUGAAAUUUUCAAAAAAGAAAAAUAUAAAAUGCCUUCUGAUAUAUACUCGUUUGCUAUAACUAUGUAUGAAACAUUCGAAUGGAGGGAAGCUUAUUCAAAAGACAAAUUUAAAUUUGCGUGGUGUAUCGCAGACUUUGUGUCAAAUGGAAAUAGAUUUGAAAAAGAUGAUAAUAUAUCAACUGAAGAAUUUGAUAUCAUUCGAAAGGCGUGGUGUGCUGAACCCGAUGAAAGAAUGAAAAUAAACGAAAUUAUCAGUGCUCUUAAAUCACUUGUUUAA